UAGCUUCCUUAUAAAGCAACACUUCUUUCUUCUUUCUCUCUUCACUUUUCUUUUUUUCACCUUUUCUCACCCUUCCCAAACAAAACAAUAACAGAGGAGACUCACAAGUCACAACACAAUGUGCGACUCAGAUCUUCCUGUCUCUCGUUGUUCUUCCUACGAAGCUGACGUUGAUUCCGACAGCGAGAUCUCUACUACCUCCAGCUUCAGUUCUUGUUCUUACAGUGGAUCUGAUGAAGAAGAAGAGUUCGACAAUGGUUUUGGUGUUGCUCGGUCCAAGAAGCAGACGAAGAAGCUGGAGAAGAAGAAGAGCAAUGUGUUGUUAGAAGGCUACGUUUUAGAUUCAGCGGUCAACGAUGAUUUGAAGAGAACCAAGAGUUUAACUGACGAUGAUCUCGAGGAGCUUAAGGGUUGCGUGGAUCUUGGAUUUGGUUUCAACUACGAGGAGAUCCCUGAGCUUUGUAAUACUUUACCUGCUCUUGAGCUUUGUUACUCCAUGAGUCAGAAGUUCAUCGAUCAAGAUCAUCAUCACCAUUACCAUUCUUCUUCUUCUUCUUACCCGGAGAAGAAAUCUUCGGUUCUUGAUUCUCCUGUAAGUCCUAUUGCUAGCUGGAAGAUCUCUAGUCCUGGUGAUAAUCCAGAUGAUGUUAAAGCAAGGUUGAAAUUUUGGGCACAAGCUGUGGCUUGUACUGUGAGAUUAUGUACUUGAUGAAGAGAUUUGGAUUUUGAUCAAUCAAAAAGUUGAGGAAUCAACGGACGGGGGAAGGAAGAUGAUUGAACAAGUUUGCAGGAGUGAAAUCUCUUUAUGAGACUGGACCUGCUUGGAUACACACCCAUUGUUGUAAAGCUCUUUGUUCUGACUGUGUGUAUAAAAUGAUUAAUGAUCAACCAAGAUUUUGCUUAGGACAUUGUUGUAAUGAAUGAUUUGAUAAUAAGAGGAAAUAAAUGAAAACAGCUGUGUUCUUUA
Messenger RNA from Camelina sativa (false flax), 967 nucleotides. RefSeq lists its product as uncharacterized. The record is from RefSeq and is a predicted model, not a curated record. Lineage: Eukaryota; Viridiplantae; Streptophyta; Magnoliopsida; Brassicales; Brassicaceae.